UCGGUCAGUCAGUCGCAGGCCAUCUGCGGAACACUACACUAUUACCACACAGAAUGCGUUUGCUUGCCACCCUAGCGGCGGCCACGGUGCUGCAGCUGGCCUGGUGCGCGGAGUACCUCCUACCUGGCUCCGUGGUGCCUCUGCACUACGACCUGAAGUACGCCUUCGACAUAGAUCCGAACACCAACUUCAGUUUCUAUGGCGUCGUUGAUAUUUUGCUCAACGUGAAAAAAUCAACAUCGAAGAUAGUACUCCACGCCAAAGACUUCACAGUUUCCGAAGAUGGCAUUAGCAUCAUGGGUUCUCAACUCUACAAGGUUGUAGGGACCAAGAUCAAUGACACCUAUAACUUGAUGACGAUAAACCUGGAUGGGCAGCUGGUGGAAGCUGAGAACUAUACGUUGACGAUACCGUUCUAUGGACACCUGAAGCCGGGGUUAGAUGGGGUCUACAUUAGUACUUAUGUCAAUAAGCAGACGAGUGAGAAAGAGUACCUAAUAGCGACUCAGUUCGAGGCCAUAUCGGCCCGCAAAGGGUUCCCGUGCUUCGACGAGCCGAUGUACAAGGCUACCUACACCAUAACCAUAGGACAUCAUAAGGACUUCACCGCUAUAUCUAACAUGCCUCUGGAAAGGGCAUCUGAGGAAAGUGCAAUUGCAGACACGUGGUCAUGGAAUGAAAUUGAGAAUGCUUUCAAGAAACCGAAGUCCGACUUCAUGUGGGACACAUUCGAGAAGUCGGUGCCCAUGUCCACAUACCUGGUGGCCUUCGUGGUCUCCAAGUUCUCGUACGUGCAGAGUCCUGCAGACCUGUCCACUACGAAGUUCAGGAUAUGGGCCAGGAAUGAUGCUAUGGAUCAGACCGCCUACGCCUCAAUAACCGGUCCCAAAGCGUUAUCCUACUUCGAGGAGUGGUUCAACGUGUCCUACCCGCUGCCGAAGCAGGACAUGAUAGCCAUCCCGGACUUUGCAGCCGGGGCCAUGGAGAACUGGGGCCUCAUCACCUACAGGGAGACGGAACUGCUGUAUGAUGAGAAACAGUCCUCGUUUUUAAAUAAGGAGAGGGUUGCUGAGGUAAUAGCCCACGAGCUAGCCCACCAGUGGUUCGGCAACAUCGUCACCAUGAAGUGGUGGUCAGACCUGUGGCUGAACGAGGGUUUCGCGACCUUCGCAGCAUCAGUGGCCGUCAACCACGUGGAGCCCACCUGGUCGGCAGACAAGAGUUAUGCCGCCGAUAAUAUGCUGUCUGUGUUGAAUCUUGAUGCUUUGGAGUCUUCACAUCCUGUGUCAGUCCCCAUCGACGACCCGAAGCGCAUCUCUGAGAUCUUCGACGAGAUCUCGUACAGGAAGGGCUCCACGCUCAUCCGCAUGAUGACCAUGUUCCUGGGCAAUGAGAUCUUCCGGAAGGCUAUUAAUAACUACCUCCGCAAGUAUUCCUACAACAACGCGGCCCAAGAUGACCUGUGGCGCGAACUGACGGCAGUCAGCGAGCAGUACGGAGUACUACCCAGGAACGUCUCCGUCAAGGAUAUCAUGGACACCUGGACCACCCAGACUGGGUACCCCAUACUGACCGUCAACAGGGAUUAUGAGGAUAAGAGUCUGACUGUACAGCAGCGGCGUUACUUCUCAUUAUCCGCCAAAUCAUCAACCCGCGUAUCCUGGUGGGUGCCGCUCAGUGUACUAUGCGAGCCCGAGGCCCGGGGCAAAGCCCCCGCGCUGCAGUGGCUCGCCGACACCGAGGGGGGCGAAACCCUGCAGAGGUUCACCCACGCCUCCGAUAGAGACCAGUGGGUGCUCUUCAACUAUGAUAUGAUCGCGCCGUACCGCGUGAACUACGACCCUCGCAACUGGCAGCUGCUGACCGCCGCGCUGAAGUCGCCCGACUACAGCCACGUGCCGCUCAUGGGCAGGGUGCAACUCCUGUCUGAUGCAUUCGCGUUAGCAUGGACCAACCAUCUGGAUUACAAUACUGCGCUCAACCUCGCCAGUUACCUUCAACGCGAAAAGGAAUACCUACCUCUCUCCACGGGUCUCAAGGCCCUCGCCAAGAUCGAGAACGUUCUGAAACGCACGCCGGACUACGGCGCCUUCCAGAAGUUCGUGCGGAAACUGAUCGGAGAGACGUACGAGAGGGCCGGAGGAAUGGCAGCCAAGAAGAUUCUUAAUGCUAAAGAUUUGAACAGUGUUAAGAUGCAGGUAACAACAAGCGCGUGGGCAUGCCGUAUGAAGGUGCCCGGCUGCGAGGAGAACGCCAUGCAGCUGUUCCAGCAGUGGAUGGACACUGAGAACCCUGAUGAGAACAACCCCAUCCCGCUGGACCUGCGGCGCACGGUGUACUGCGUGGGCGUGGGGCGCGGGUCGGUGCUGGCGUGGCGCUUCGCGCUGGCGCGGGAGCAGCGCGCCAACGUCGCCGCCGCGCGCGACGCGCUGCUGCAGGCGCUCACCUGCACCAGGGAGAUAUGGAUACUGGCGCAAUACCUAGAGUGGACCAUAACAGAAGGUUCAGAAGUACGUCGCCAGGACGCGGGUGCCGUCAUCGCGAACAUCAUCCGCUCGCCAGUAGGAUACUAUGUAGCUAAGGACUUCGUGUACGAGAGGAUUGACGAUAUUUAUAAUGCUUUCAAAGGUCAAGCUCGCCGCAUAGGACACAUCAUUAAGAUUCUUUUGGAUCAGUUCACGACGCAGUCUGAACUCGAUAACUUCCUGUCAUGGCGCGAUAAGAACGCCAAGUACCUCGCGGAGUCUAAGCUGAGCGUGGAACAAGCCAUCGAGAAGGCGCAGGUGAACAUCAACUGGAUCUCCAAGAACAGGCGAGCCGUCGUCGACAAGCUGCGGGAGUUCUCCACGUAAGGAAUUACUGCAUGGCCUUAGUUUAUUGCCCAGUUUUACAGGUCACUGAUAGUCUCUGAUAGUCUGUCAGGAACUUGACCGACAGAUAAACAAUCUAUAACUUUUUAACCGACUUCCCAAAAAGAAGAAGGUACUCAAUUCGUCGGGAUCUUUUUAGUUUCAAAGGUCUCUAAUAUCUGGUAGAAAUUAGAAAUCUUUAUCUGGCAUUAACUAUCAGAUAAAUAAGUGACACUUUAUUGGUAACCAGUGAAACUCGGCGUAACUGUAGGGAUUCGUCAGGGGGAAAAAUGGAGGAUUAGAAAGUAUUAAUACAAGAAAUAACACGAGUGAUUUUUCCCCUGAUAAAUAGUAAUUUCGUUCGACAAAGUUCGUUUGACAAAGAAAGGCAAAAUCUUUUGAACCUGUAAAAUGCUUUGUAAAGUAGACCUAAGUAGCUAGUUUAAGUAGACAUGUAUUAAUUUGUAUGUACUUAAUGUGGCUGCUUUUUGUCGGAAAAUUAAGGCUUUAUGACUUUGGCUAGUUUUCACUUUGUAAAAUAUCGUGACACAAUUGACGAUAAUUCGUAAAAAAAAAAAUAGUGAAGUCAGCGUUUUAAUAAUGGCGAUUUUUUACAAAGCUGGAAAACUGCUUUUGUUCAGUUACCACAAAUACCAACUAAAUUGUAAGACGGUAAUAAAACAUGUGGAAUAGGUGUUAAAAAUAGCAUCGUUAUCUAUCCUUUUAUCUUUCACUGCACUCGUAUUUCCAAUAUUCUAAAAAUGAUGUUAUUUCUGACACCAAUUCGCAAAGGUACUUAAACUCUAGCCUAGAACAAAAAAAAAAUAGUUGCAGAUUUUUAUUUGUAACAAAAAGUAGUUAGAAAAAUCGAUUUAUAUAACAUUUAGUUUAUUUUUAGUCCGCGUCGGCAGCCUGCGAUUGCGUGGAAGGGACAUCCUAGCUUCAUGAAUUCUAUAUUCGCUAUACACAACAUUUCUAAAGAGAGAUUGAAACCAUUUGCGUAUUACGUGGGAAAAUAAAAUUAAAAUAAACUUAAACUUGACUGUGAUAUUGACAGUAUGAAGGGAUAAAGUUCAACUGAGUUACUAGUCUCGAGUUUCUACGAAGCAGCCAAAAUAGGGGAAUCAUUUUCCGAACUUGGCUGCACUCUACCGUGCACGUUUUAAAAACGCUUUAGAAUUUGUUCUUUUUUAAUACCCUGCAGACAGACCUAUGUUUUCUUUUGCUUACUCAAAUUUUGCACGCUUUACAUGUUUUCACAAUUUUAUUUUUUUACGUUAUACGCAAGCCUUACUUCUGUAUUAUUUUACCUUUAAGUUUUAGAUGAAUCUUAGUAGGAAAAUCCAAUGAAUUAUGUUUUGUUUGUAUUUUUUUAUUUAUCAAAUAUUAUGUUUGUUAUGUGAAAAUAAUAUUUUAAUUCUAUUUUAAAUACUUUUAAACUAGGAAUGGUUGAGAAUACUGUUGGCAUAAUUUUGUAUAGUUAUUUAUUGUGAAUAGCAUAAUAACUCCGUCCAGUACAAGGUUUAUAAUGAUAUUGAGAACAAUCGUUACUUAAUUCUUAAAAAUAGAAUUAAAAAUAAAUGUGUAAUUAUUUUA
Molecule: messenger RNA, 4445 nt
Organism: Helicoverpa zea (corn earworm)
Lineage: Eukaryota; Metazoa; Arthropoda; Insecta; Lepidoptera; Noctuidae
Product: aminopeptidase N-like
Exons: 18
Coding region: 54-2852 (932 amino acids)
Biological process (GO): proteolysis; peptide catabolic process
Cellular component (GO): cytoplasm
Molecular function (GO): peptide binding; zinc ion binding; metalloaminopeptidase activity
Source: RefSeq, a predicted model, not a curated record